Molecule: messenger RNA, 2010 nt
Organism: Talpa occidentalis (Iberian mole)
Lineage: Eukaryota; Metazoa; Chordata; Mammalia; Eulipotyphla; Talpidae
Gene: CUNH11orf24
Product: chromosome unknown C11orf24 homolog
Exons: 5
Coding region: 94-1746 (550 amino acids)
Cellular component (GO): Golgi apparatus
Source: RefSeq, a predicted model, not a curated record
GGGCCGCGGGCGCCUCUCGGGUCCGAGGGCCGCCGGCCGCCGCGGGCCUGCCUCGCCCGAUGUGUCCCUCAGCGGAGUGGAGCAGGGCCCCACAUGCGCCACACAGUAUGCCAUGGCCUGGGCGGGCCCCUCCCAGCCCUCACCUCCUGCAGAGCCAGCUCUCGGUGCCAAACCCACAGCUCUCCCUGGAGGAAGACGCCCUGGCCUGGGAGUGCAGCCUGGGCAGCGGCCUCUGAACAAAGACUGGUUUGCGCUCCAGAUGCAGCCUGUGGUCUGCGGGGCUGGGGAGCUUUUCCAGCCCGUCUUCUCCCGGGAGCCCGAGCACCGUGGGCAGCCCUGGAGGACGAGGACACCUUGGACGUGAAGUCUGCUUCUCGGGAAGGGUCAGCGCGCGCCGGCUAUGCCGGCCCCCACGGAACAGAUCCCUGGGCCAGGCAGCAGGAACGUGCUAGCAGCCUGAGGAGAGGCCAGCAGGGCACUGUGGGGACAGCCCAGCCUUGCGCCCAGCCCUCCUGCAAGAUGUGGACAGCCCUCAUGCUGCUGUGGGUGCCCACCUUGUCCUCGUCCUUGUCUGCAAACCAAGUGGCACCCCCUGAUCCACGGCACUUAGUCAACGAAACACUAAGGGCUGUCAAUAAAACGUCUGAGGCUGUGACUGUGGCGACACCUCCUCCUGUCAUGCUGACCACUGGACCCUUAGUCACCAGCCCCAGCUCCUCUGUUGGCACCACGGGGAGGACACCUGGGACAAAGGGGAGCACUGCAGCCACGGCCCACGGAGCCCCCGAGCGCACAGCCUCCCCAGCAUCCACACAGCAGGCCUCGUCCUCCACCGCUGCCACCAGUGGCCCCACUGAGGGGUCACAGCAGGCCCUGUCCUCUACCACUGCCCCCAGCGGCCCCACCAACGGGUCACGGCAGGCCCUGCCCUCUACCGCUGCCCCCAGCGGCCCUGCCGAGGGGUCACCUGGCAGCACGUUGCCCAGUGCAGUAGCUCCCACCACACCAGCCACGGGCGCCCCGGCCACAUCUAGUGCCCAAACAGUGACGGCCAGCCUAGAGGGCACACACGUUCCUCCCAAGAACACACCCGGCCACCCCACAGUCAACUCCACACGCCCCACGAGUGCCCACACACCGAGCUCGGCCUCACCAUCCACACACGGCCUCACCGUCGACUCGCCCACUACCCGACCUGUGGCCAACAGGACGAGUGAGCCUAUGUCCACCCCCACAAACACAACCCUAGUGCCCACCCCCACAGUGAGGACCACUACCGGGACACAGGCCGGAGGGCUGGCAGCCAGCACAACGCCAGCACGUGCCACCAGCCCCAGCCCCGAGGCGGUGGCCACGUCCCCCACCACGUUGCCAAGCCCUGCGCCGUCCACCCCAGGGGCAGAGGGGCCUGGCACACCCCACACACCGGAGCAGCCAGAGCCAGAGGCCACCACCGGUACCACCUCCACCCCACCAACACCUGGGCACUCAGGGGGUCCUAAGGUGCCAACCACAGACUCGUGCCAGCUCAGCACCCAAGGCCAGUACCUGGUGGUCACCACUGAGCCCCUCAACCAGCCCCCCGUGAACCAGAGCUUCCUCCUGGCGGUGCUCGUGCUCGGGGUGACCCUGUUCAUCGCCGUCUUGGUCCUGCUCGCCCUGCAAGCCCACGAGAGCUACAAGAAGAAGGACUACACGCAGGUGGACUAUCUCAUCAACGGCAUGUACGCUGACUCGGAGAUGUGAGGGCAGCGCCCCGGCCUCCGAGCCUGCCCAAGUGCUUCCGGACCCUUUUGGUGCAACUUAGGAGACACGCCAGAUGCUAAAGGCACUUAAUCGCCAUCAGAUUAACCCCACGGUCACUAGAGUUCUGCGUUUUUCAUAUUUAUUUUUUUAAAUGAUGCCUCGGACGGCCCAGGCCGGAGCUGCCCAGGGAGCAGCUGGAGCCGGGCCGGAAUUAAAGCGAUGACCGAUCUCUGGUCAGUGUGUCCCAUGUCCCAUGCAUGAGCU